AUGUCCUUUGUGAAGUCCACCACGUCAAAGUAUAAGUUUGGGGCACAUGUUAGUGCAGCUGGGGGGAUUUCGAAUAGUGUAUCGAACGCAUUUAAUAUUGGAUGUAAUUCAUUUGCUAUGUUUCUUAAAUCCCCUAGACAAUGGAACUCCAAACCAUACACCAAGGAGGAAAUACAGAAGUUUAAGGAUAACUGUGACAAGUUAGGAUAUAAUGCAAAAACGGAUAUUUUGCCGCAUGGCUCGUACUUUAUUAAUUUGGCCAACCCGGACCACGAGAAGGCCGAGAAGGCGUAUGGGGCGUUUAUCGAUGACUUACAGCGGUGCGAACAGCUCGGGAUUGGUCUGUAUAACUUCCACCCUGGUUCUUCGCUGAAGGGUGAUCAUCAGAGACAGUUGGAUCAGCUUGCCAAGUACAUUAACAAGGCAAUUGACGAGACCAGUUUUGUCAAGAUUGUGUUGGAAAAUAUGGCUGGACAUGGGAAUUUGAUUGGUUCGAACUUAAACGACCUGAAGACGGUGAUAAGUCUUGUUGAAAAGAAGGGUAGGGUUGGCGUUUGCGUUGAUACUUGCCAUACGUUUGCUGCUGGUUAUGAUAUAAGCGAUCAGAAGUCUUUUGAUAGUUUUUGGAAACAGUUUGAUUCAAUUGUGGGUAUGAAGUAUUUGAGUGGUAUCCACCUGAACGAUUCGAAAGCUCCACUAGCUGCCAAUGCUGAUAGACAUGAACUGCUUGGAGAAGGUUAUUUGGGUUUGGGUGUGUUCCACACCAUAUCUCACACCGAUUUCCUAAAGAAUAUCCCAGUUAUCUUAGAGACUCCGCAAAAGGAAGACAAAGGAUAUGGGGAGGAAAUAAAACUACUGGAAUGGUUAGAAACACUAGAUGUUGAUGUUACCAAGAACGAAGAAUACCUAUUGAAAUCAGAACAGCUGCACAAACGGGGUUUCAAAUCUAGACAGGAAUUUGCCACAAAAUUCGAGAAAAAGAGAGCUAAAAGCUCAAAGGAUAGCAGCAAAAAGCGUUCAGCUGGCUCAGACGAUAUAAUAUCUCAGCUGGCUAAUAGGAAAUUGCCCAAGAGAGAAUGA
This is a messenger RNA of Eremothecium cymbalariae DBVPG#7215, 1080 nucleotides long. It is a transcript of the gene APN1, whose product is annotated as DNA-(apurinic or apyrimidinic site) lyase APN1. The transcript has a single exon. NCBI's taxonomy places the organism in Eukaryota, Fungi, Ascomycota, Saccharomycetes, Saccharomycetales, Saccharomycetaceae. The record is from RefSeq and is a predicted model, not a curated record. Gene Ontology annotation, biological process: base-excision repair. The coding region runs from base 1 to 1080 and encodes 359 amino acids. Gene Ontology annotation, cellular component: mitochondrion; nucleus. Gene Ontology annotation, molecular function: zinc ion binding; DNA-(apurinic or apyrimidinic site) endonuclease activity; phosphoric diester hydrolase activity.